Wasmannia auropunctata (little fire ant) is the source of this 2453-nucleotide messenger RNA. RefSeq names its product nucleotide exchange factor SIL1 (gene Sil1). The transcript has 4 exons. The coding region runs from base 265 to 1680 and encodes 471 amino acids. Lineage: Eukaryota; Metazoa; Arthropoda; Insecta; Hymenoptera; Formicidae. The record is from RefSeq and is a predicted model, not a curated record.
GGCGACCGCGUGCAACUACCGUCGGCACCCAGACGCAAUAAGUGGCGGACGCAACACGUGAACGAAUUGCCCACGAGUCUCGCGAUAAAUGUCAUGCCGAGCGGUCUUCUGACAAUCUCACGUUGCGUUCGCGCUAGCUGAUGACGGACGACCCCGAGAUUCACGCAUAAACGGUCCGCCUGUGAAAAAUCAGCCGUACACUGGUUCUGCUCUCCGGUGACGACGACGACGACGACGACGACGUCGUGUCCCGUCCCUGUCAGAAUGCGUGUCGACACGUGCAUCCUACUGCUCUACUUGCCGCUCGCGAUUUUCGGCGGCGGCGAAAAAAACGAGAGCGCCUUCAUAGCGACGCACGAGUGGCAGACGGUGAAGAAGGGAAUUCCAAUUCCCAAGGGACUUCAUGUGAGACAUAAUUUUGCAACUGGAGUGACAGAAGCUAAAUUGAUGGACGACACAGAAGAAGAUGAUGAAAAUGCGAAUCGAUCAAAUUCCAAGUCAUUGACACUACAUCCGGAUAAAUCGGUUUUGGAAAACGAAGAGCCGGAUCCUGUGAAAAUAAAAAAAGUUUCAGAAUCUUUGAAAUUUCCUAUCGACGAAUUGAAAGCGAGAUUGAAAAAGCUUAAGCAAGAAGAAGCAGAAGAUUUAUCGAAUAUAAAUGAUGAAGAAUCCCGACCAAAAACUGAGAAGCGUUUUAAACGUUUUUAUGAAACUUUGAAAGAAGAACUUAAUGCUCUUAAAAUCAAUGUUACAAGCGAUUCAGAAUUAUUAAAGAGGUUUUUCCAAAAGUUUCAAUCUUAUAAAAAUAGUAUCACUACAGGAACGUUAACCAACAUAGAGAUUGAAGAAGUAUUGGACAUUUUAAACAAUUUAGAAUAUCUUCUUCAUCAAAUAGACAAUGCUAAAAUAUUCUCAGACAUGGAUGGGCUGACUAAGAUCAUAUCACCAUGUCUCAAUGGAACUAAUAAUGAAAUAAAAUCGGAAGCAUUACGCCUUCUAGGAGCAGCCGCCCAAUCAAAUCCAAAAGUGCAAGCUAAGGCAUUAGAAAAUGAUUUUAUCCAAAAAGUAUUACACGUCUUAUCUACAAAUAGUAAAAUUGAAGUAAAAUCCAGGUGUCUCUUUGCUCUAAGUGCCUUAAUACGCCAAUUUCCUGCUGCUCAGAAAGCUUGGAUUGAUCAUGGUGGUUUGCAGUUACUUGGAAAGAUUCUAUACGACGAUCAAUUACAGAUACAAAUGAAAGCAAUGAAGCUAAUUAACGAUUUAACAAUCGAAAGACGAAAUUUAGAAGAGAUCUACGAUGCUGAACAGCGUCAGCAGAAAAUGAGAGAGUACGCUAUUACAGAUUUCGAGCUAAAAUUACUGAGGCACGAUUACUGUAAACUGCUAAGCAAUUUAAUGGUAAAGUGCUUCAAAGAAAAGUUAACUGGCCAAUUUAGCAUAGAAAAUAACGAUUUUCUCGAAGUAGUCUCAGACAGUAUGAUCACAGUAUCUCCUAUUUGUAAAACUGAAUUUAAGAACAUUAAACUCUUGCUUUUACCUGUUAUAGAUAAUCUCUUACAAUUUUAUCAAAAUCCUAAUAUUAAACUCACUGUGGAUGAAACUGAUGUUUUAAAGAGUUUAAUAUUACUGAUUGAGAGAUUAAAAGUUACUAUUUUUGAAGCACCUCAUGAUGAAUUAUGAAUAUGUUGUGUUAAUAUCUGAGGCAAUUAAAAAUAUGUGAAAGUAUAUCAAAGACUAUAAACUAAAUUCUUACGUUAAUAGAUAUGCAAUCAUGUGCAAUAGCAUAGGGCUUACUUAAUGUGCAUUUGUUUUAGUACCAUGUAAAAAGUUGUGAAAAGAAAAUUUAAAAAAAUCAUCGUCAUCAGUAAUUAUUAAUGUUGAAAUAGAAAAUAUCUGCGGAUGAUUAAUUACAAUUUACAGAUCUUAAGAAGAAUUUAAACAUAAAAAAAUAUUUUGUUAUUCUAAACGUGUUUAUUCUAUCUCUACUGUAAAUAGUUUGUACUUACAAAAUUGAUCGAUGAAACGUGCUGGUUCUCGUCUCUUGUAUCCAAAGUAUGAGAUACUAGUCAUUAGAUGUCAAUUAAAUUUUAAUUCGUUAUUUAAAUGGCAUAUAGUUAUAUUUUCAUUUGUAGCGAUUUUUCCGCUGUAAGAGCUUUCUAACUUUGGCCUAUCAAACAAUUAAACUCGAUUGUUUUAAACACAAGAGACGGGAACUUUUCAUAUUUAUUAUGCAGCUCAAUUAAUAUUUCAUCUCAUGUAUACCUUUCACAAUUAAGUAUGUGAGGAACAACAAAGAAAAAUUCAUUUGAAGAGUAAAACGACUGAAAUAUAUGUGUACAUAAUAUAUGACUUUAGUUAUCUGGCUGUCAUAUAGCAAAUAUGAAUAACUGUUAUGUUUCCUUCUGUUUUAGAAACAAUUAUUUAAUAAAUUAUUUUGUACCGAUUAUACGCCA